AGAAAGAGGAGGAAGAAGUGGGAGGAGGGAGGGCGAUGGGAUACCGGUUAAAAAGAGGGUGGGCGGGAGCAACCAGCAGGCUCAAGAGCAAAUAACACUGGACAGUUGAACAGCAGCCAGAGCCUGAAGAACCAACUCCAGGGCGGAGGAAAGGAAGCAGAAGGCUCAGCACCAGUCUCCAACACUUGGCAAGAUGGGUGACUGGAGCUUCCUGGGGGAGUUCCUGGAGGAGGUCCACAAGCACUCUACGGUCAUCGGCAAGGUCUGGCUCACCGUCCUGUUCAUUUUCCGCAUGCUGGUCCUCGGCACCGCGGCUGAGUCCUCCUGGGGAGAUGAGCAGGCUGAUUUCCGGUGUGAUACCAUUCAGCCUGGUUGCCAAAAUGUCUGCUACGACCAAGCCUUCCCCAUCUCCCACAUUCGUUACUGGGUACUGCAGAUCAUCUUUGUGUCCACGCCAUCUCUGGUGUACAUGGGCCACGCCAUGCACACUGUGCGCAUGCAGGAAAAGCAGAAGCUGCGGGAUGCUGAGAAAGCUAAAGAGGCGGGUGGCACCGGCACCUAUGAGUACUUGGCCGAGAAAGCCGAGCUGUCCUGCUGGAAGGAGGCGAACGGGAAGAUUGUCCUCCAGGGCACCCUACUCAACACCUAUGUCUGCACCAUUCUCAUCCGCACCGCUAUGGAGGUGGCCUUCAUGGUGGGCCAGUACCUCCUCUAUGGGAUCUUCCUGGACACCCUGCAUGUCUGCCGCAGGAGUCCCUGUCCCCACCCAGUCAACUGUUAUGUCUCGAGGCCCACAGAGAAGAACGUCUUCAUUGUCUUUAUGAUGGCUGUGGCUGGACUGUCUCUGUUUCUCAGCCUGGCUGAACUCUACCACCUGGGCUGGAAGAAGAUCCGACAGCGCCUGGCCAAGUCACGGCAGGGUGACAAGCACCAGCUUCUUGGCCCCUCCACCAGCCUGGUCCAGAGCCUCACUCCUCCUCCUGACUUCAACCAGUGCCUAAAGAACAGCCCAGAUGAGAAAUUCUUCAGUGACUUCAGUAAUAACAUGGGCUCCCGGAAGAAUCCAGACCCUCUGGCCACUGAGGAAGUGCCAAACCAGGAGCAGAUCCCGGAGGAAGGUUUCAUCCACAUGCAGUAUGGCCAGAAGCCCGAGCAGCCCAGUGGCGCCUCUGCAGGCCACCGCUUUCCUCAGGGCUACCACAGUGACAAGCGCCGCCUUAGUAAGGCCAGCAGCAAAGCAAGGUCAGAUGACCUGUCAGUGUGACCCCCUCUUAGGGAGGACCAGUCCCAGAAGGGAUCCAAGGAGUGUGAGGCAGGAAAGAAGCGGUCUCUCUGACCGUACACCUUCCUCAGCACCUUCUGUCCCGGGUCUGGAUGGUGUUGCUCAUUAAUCCUCCAAAUCUCAGUUCUGAGAGUAUUCUCAAAGAUUGGGCUACUCCUCAAGUCCCCAACCCCUCAUCCUCUACCAGCAUUCGCAGUGAAGACUUUCAAGUGAUUUAGUGAAUAUGGUGGGGGCAGGAAUGGGAACCUUGGCAAAAUCUGGUCUGGGGAGGACAGACAUGAAGAUUUGACAUUAGCAACCAGAUAAACCCUCACCCCAAAUCUUGUCUUCUUCGGUACUAGGCCCAUCCUUUUUAUUUUUUUUUUUAGGAAGAAUCCAAGGUUGAGAGUAUUCAUCAAAUAAUCUGCAUUGUAUUGUUCCUUUGAAUCUGUCGUUUCCAUGUGCCAUACCUCAGAGUGCUGGUGAGGUAACUGUGGGUUGCCCUUGGCUGCAUCUCCCUCCUCCCAGUCUUAAAGGGGUGUCCUUGGUCCUCGGCCAGCAUCAGCUUUACAAGUGCCUUGGUAUGUGCCUUUGGAAAACACUGCAUGUUGAUGAUGCUGCAGCCUUACUGCCAGGCUAGACACCCAGCUCAGAAGGGUGCCAAGACCUCUAGAAGUCACUGUGCACAGAAGCAUUGCUGGAAUUGCCACCAGCUGUCAUCCUGCAGUCCUUUACAGUUCAACCUAGUGAUAGAAACCGUCCUGGACAGCUCACCCAGUGUUCCUCUCAAAUCUUGGUUAACAGGAAUGUCCAAAGUCACCAUCCUCUCUUGGACCCUGGCCAGAUUACCAGCCACCAAGUUCAGUGGAUUUCCCCAGGAUUUAAUGAAACAAAGAGAGCAUUGUGCUUCUCAGGUUCUUUGGGGGGUGUUGGGGGGGAUUCUUCUGUGGAGAUGAAAAGAGAGGUGGGGGAGGACACUGGAAAACUAUUUUCCCUUCUGCAUAUGCCUUCCACUGCCUCCCAGCUUGGAAUGCUGAGAGGUGUGGUGAUAGAUAGCAAUGGAGGCCCAAGAUCUCUCUCUUAGAGGCAUCAAGGGGACCUGGAAGCCGAGAUGGAGCUCCAGUUGGUUUUGACACAGCCCUUAUUUAGUGCAGAUGCUCCUGUGUUUCCUUGGGACCCUUAGGUACAUCAGGGAGGGACUGUAGAAAAUUCCUGCCUUCCUCAGGGUCUAUCCUGGGCUAUCUACUGAGAGAAUCCACAGUCGGUGUCUCUCCUUAUGCAGAUGGAAAGAUGCUCAGCGUCAGACACCAAGACUUACAAACACAAUGCUC
Messenger RNA from Rattus rattus (black rat), 2592 nucleotides. RefSeq names its product gap junction protein alpha 5 (gene Gja5). The record is from RefSeq and is a predicted model, not a curated record. The coding region runs from base 194 to 1264 and encodes 356 amino acids. Lineage: Eukaryota; Metazoa; Chordata; Mammalia; Rodentia; Muridae. Gene Ontology annotation, biological process: cell communication. The transcript has 2 exons. Gene Ontology annotation, cellular component: connexin complex.